CACAGCCACGGGGAGCAACUGAGACUCAGACUGAAGACUGUAAAUUGACGAAGAAGACGACACAUUCUAUUCAUCGUUCCACUCAAUCUUAUAAUAAAUCACGCUGCCUCUGAGAGAGAGAGAGAGAUGGCGUCUGUGACAACGGAAUCGUUGAUUCUGCAGCUGCACGACAUCUCGGCGGUGAAGUUCGGCAACUUCAAGCUCAAGUCCGGCAUAUCGUCGCCAAUCUACAUCGACCUUCGCCUCAUAGUUUCCUACCCCAAUCUCCUCCGCCAAAUCUCCCAAACCCUAAUCUCUACACUCCCUCCGGCCGCCGCCUACGACCUCGUCUGCGGCGUGCCCUACACCGCUCUCCCCAUUGCCACUUGUAUCUCCACCGCCUCCGGCGUCCCCAUGCUCAUGCGCCGCAAGGAAAUCAAGGAAUACGGCACCGCCAAGGCCAUCGAGGGUUGUUUUCAGCAAUCUCAGAUUUGUCUCAUCAUCGAGGACCUCGUGACCAGCGGCGCGUCCGUUCUCGAGACCGCCGCGCCGCUCCGUGCGGCGGGGUUGAGGGUCACCGACGCCGUCGUCAUGAUCGAUCGCGAGCAGGGCGGCAGGGAGAAUCUUGCCGAGAACGGCAUUACGCUGCAUUCGAUUGUCAAGUUGACUGAUAUGGUGAGGAUUUUGAAGGCCAAGGGCAGGGUCUCCGACGAGGUGGAGGCAAUGGUCUUGAAGUUUUUGGAGGAGAAUCGGAAGGUAUCCGUGCCGGCACCGCAGCCGGCCUUGCCGGUGGCUCGGGUUCGGAUUCCGUACGGGGAGAGAGCGAAGAUGGCGAAGAAUCCCACUGGGAAGAGGCUGUUUGAGGUCAUGGUGAAGAAGGAGAGCAACUUGUGCUUGGCUGCUGAUGUUGCCACUGCUUCUGAACUGCUCGAUAUCGCCGACAAGGUUGGACCAGAGAUCUGCUUAUUGAAAACCCAUGUGGAUAUAUUGCCUGAUUUUACUCCAGAGUUUGGCUCCAAACUUCGCUCAAUCGCAGAUAAACACAACUUCUUAAUAUUUGAGGAUAGGAAGUUCGCUGAUAUUGGAAACACAGUUACAAUGCAAUAUGCAGGUGGAAUCUUCCGUAUAUUGGAUUGGGCUGAUAUAGUUAAUGCUCACAUUAUCUCAGGCCCUGGAAUAGUGGAUGGUUUGAAAUUGAAGGGUUUACCUCAUGGUAGAGGCCUCCUGCUACUUGCUGAAAUGAGUUCAGCUGGUAACCUUGCGAAGGGAGAUUACACAGCUGCUGCAGUGAAAAUAGCCGAGGAUCAUUCUGAUUUCAUCAUCGGUUUCAUCUCUGUUAACCCAGCAUCAUGGCCGGGAGGACCAGGAAAUCCAUUGUUCAUUCAUGCAACUCCUGGUGUUCAAAUGGUGAAAGGUGGGGAUGACCUGGGCCAGCAAUAUAACACCCCAUAUUCUGUCAUAUCUGAAAGAGGCAGUGACAUCAUAAUCGUGGGUCGUGGAAUUAUAAAGGCAGCAAGCCCUGCAGAGACAGCUCGCGAAUAUCGGCUCCAAGGAUGGGAUGCAUACUUGGUCAAUUGCAAAUGAGACUUCAAAUUCAAUGUGCUAGGUCCUUUCCCCAAGUCUGGUUGUUAUACUGGCUAGAUUUGCACAAGAUAUGGAUGGGUUUUCUGAUGAAUUUAUAAUAAUGCAUGAUCGAGCACAUCGUUUUGGAUACUGAUUAGAAAAAUUGAGUUUUUGAUUCCAAGCUUUAUUGAACUUAAAUAUAUUUAAUUUCCA
This is a messenger RNA of Diospyros lotus (date-plum), 1755 nucleotides long. Its product is annotated as uridine 5'-monophosphate synthase. Gene Ontology annotation, molecular function: orotidine-5'-phosphate decarboxylase activity; orotate phosphoribosyltransferase activity. The coding region runs from base 127 to 1563 and encodes 478 amino acids. The transcript is spliced from 6 exons. Gene Ontology annotation, biological process: 'de novo' UMP biosynthetic process; 'de novo' pyrimidine nucleobase biosynthetic process. The record is from RefSeq and is a predicted model, not a curated record. NCBI's taxonomy places the organism in Eukaryota, Viridiplantae, Streptophyta, Magnoliopsida, Ericales, Ebenaceae.